Molecule: messenger RNA, 2565 nt
Organism: Neoarthrinium moseri
Lineage: Eukaryota; Fungi; Ascomycota; Sordariomycetes; Amphisphaeriales; Apiosporaceae
Exons: 4
Coding region: 1-2565 (854 amino acids)
Biological process (GO): actin cytoskeleton organization
Molecular function (GO): actin binding
Source: RefSeq, a predicted model, not a curated record
AUGGCUGCUAUGAUCCAGACGUUUCCUCAACAGACAGGAACAAUUACUCUGCUUCAGACCAGACCAAGCUCGGCAUCCGGAAUCAUGCCGGGACACUCCCAACAUUCUCAACCACAGCCUGGCCAGCAGUAUGGGGCAAACCCCCAGGUGCACCGGAAUAGUUCUUACGGUGUUCCUGGAGCAGUCGGGGGCCAGACCAGCUAUAGAGGCAUAUCUGGGGGGCCAGUGCAGCCAUACGCCUUCACAUCCACGCCUGCCCUGGGAAAUGGCGGGCAGUGGCAGACCUACGGCGCUCUCAGAACAACAUCCACCCCCAGUCUGCCGACCAUGCAAAUGGGAGGUUCUCUCGUGGCCGCCCGCCCGCAGUACCAGACCACCGCCUCCACAAACAACCUGCCAAGCAAUGCCAGGAUGGCGCCAGCUGUGAGGCAUGGAGCCUCCAGAGACGACAUGUCACUACCAUCACUUGCCACUGGACAACAGUCAUCGACCCACGGGAGUGCAGCUGGUCAGCUGACGUUUGCUCAGGUGGUGAGCGGGAAAGCCGCGCCUGAGAGGUACCGACGAACAUCACCGCGGACAGCGUCUGCCACGGACUCUUCGUCUAGCCAGUCGUCACAGUCACAGGGAUCAGGCUCUGCGUUGCCUUCAGGUUCGGGCAUGGCAACUGUCGUUCAUCUGUACAACCCUCGCGCCAUGCCCAACUUGGCACCUAUCCCUAGAAACUCAGCAACGCUGGCACCGAGACCGCACAGCACCUAUAUACCUGGGAUGGCGGUAGACGACAUGGUUGUCCCGCGCCAGCCCACGGACGAGGAGCUGAAGAGGAUGCGCCGGCGUAGCAUGCACUCAUUUGAUUCUUCCGAUUAUCCCACGCCCCUGACCCCGCAAGAGUUCAAGCAGCAAACGGAAGAUGCACUCCGUGGAAAGAGGUUUAGCAUUCCUGAUAAGCACCAGAAGGCUGCACCACGGGUUGUUCCCGUUCCCGCGCCUGCUGCUGUGCCCGACAGCAGAAACACGCUGACCGUCAACCACGCCACCACUGCCCAUACCCGGAAUGGCAGUUCUGAAAGCCUUGUUUCGAGUAGAAGCAGCAACUCUCGGCCGUCUUCGUCUACCAAUCGAAACCCCAAUACAGUCGUCCCCACAACCAGCCCCGCCUCCGCCGUCACGAACUCCACGGAUGAAAAGUCCAACAAGGCGGAUGCUCCCAAGUCGGUGAAUGUACCGCCGAGGAGCUCGUCGUCGGAAGCUGCGAAGCGUGUGCUCACCCCGUCGCCGUUGUCUAAGCCGGCAACCAUGGCAUCGGACAAUGUAAACAGGCCGUCGUCGGGCAAGGCUGCCGCCUCGUCGCCAGCCAAACCCUCGGGCUCGUCCCACGGUUCUACCGUCGCCAGCAGCCCCGCAGCCAAGCAGCUCGCCGCUAUCAACGAGAAGGGUGGCCGUCCCAAAGGCAAAACCUCGCGUCUUCGUCGAGCAUUUUCCUUUGGCAGUGCUGCCGACUUCAAGAAGGCAGCCGACCAGGACGAUGAUGGAAAGACUUCUGCACACAAUGACCCGGCAAAAUUGCGAAAGGAGCCCGAUGCCGAUGAUCUGUAUGAGCAGGAACAGGCCCGAAUCGCCCAGAAGCAGGAGGCCAGCGGUCUUGGUAACAGUAUCUACUCCGGAACCAAGAUCUUUGCUGGUUCAACCGACAACCUGUCCAUCUCUUCCACAGCCUCUUCUGCAUCGAUCAUGUUAAGAAAGAUGGGCAAAGGCAUGAAGAAGGGCGGUCGCUCUCUUGUGGGACUGUUCCGACCGAAGUCGAUCAUCGGGGCCCCCAUCGGUGAAGUUGCAACACCCGAGGCCAGCCAAGCCACCGUCUCCAUGAUUACGGUGGAAGCCGAGAGGGAGCGCGUCAACGUGAACUCGAACGCCGACUUGGGUCAACACAUGGGAGGGACCGGCUUUCCUCGUUUGGAGCGAAACUCGCUAGAUGCAAAGGAUGCUGUGCACGUGGACAGCCUGACGUCUGAACGUCUUGGCAGCUCCGGGACGGAUUCAAAUGCGAGAAAGAGCAUUGUUGGUGGCGAGAAGGAGCGGGCCGAAGUUCUCGGUGCCAUCAGGAAAGGCAUUCUCAAGACCCGCAGCAAUUCACCCAGUCCUUCGCCGCAAACCGGCAAGACACCGCCUACCUUUGAGCUUCCUAUGAUUCCCAAUGUUAGCGAUUCGCCGAGCUCAAGUGCACCGAGCACGCCCGGCGAAGAAGCUCAGGGCCACAGGCGGAAUGGGUCGGUCACCAUCGGGAAUGAAGACUACUUCAUGUCGGCGUUGCGACUUCGACAAGACAGCAAGAGCGCUCCCGGAACACCUCAGGGAGGACUCGGGAAACGGAAUGCUACCUUUAGCCCUCGCCUGAUAUUCCACGACACCUGGCCGCCGCAAGAGUACGACCGACGAGGAGAAAUUGCCACAUGCAAUCGUCUGACUCCAAUGCUGGCUCAGCAAAUCAAGGAAGAACUCAAUAGCUUCAAGAUGGAAAUGGAAGUUCACGAGACGUCCAAAAUCUACACGCACUUUUUCUGA